This is a messenger RNA of Drosophila eugracilis, 3056 nucleotides long. It is a transcript of the gene Drgx, whose product is annotated as homeobox protein OTX1. NCBI's taxonomy places the organism in Eukaryota, Metazoa, Arthropoda, Insecta, Diptera, Drosophilidae. Gene Ontology annotation, biological process: regulation of transcription by RNA polymerase II. Gene Ontology annotation, molecular function: DNA-binding transcription factor activity, RNA polymerase II-specific; RNA polymerase II transcription regulatory region sequence-specific DNA binding. The record is from RefSeq and is a predicted model, not a curated record. The transcript is spliced from 8 exons. Bases 598 to 2379 code for a protein of 593 amino acids.
UUCGACGCCAUCUUCGCCAUAUAACUCGACUAUAUAGAUCAUAGUAAAUCCCCCAAAAAUACGUAAAACCCCACUGGAUUAAACGAGACUCUGAUAUCUGAGGAAAUAGGCUUUUCCGUCGGCAAAACGGUGCCUGUCAAGAACCCUGAAAGUAACUUUAUAUAUCUUCCUGAUCCUUCGAGUGCUAGCUGUCAAAAAGACUUCCAAGAAUCUUCCAGUGCUUUAACCCCACAUGUGCCAGUUCUUAACCCAUUAGCAACUGCCUUUUUGCGGCCUAUUACCUCUCAGAUUGAGUGUGUAAUCUUAAACUUUCCCCAGCAUCCUUUGUGAUUCCUCCGCACUUUCUCGUUAAGAACUUUUGGCCAACUUCUUGGCAAGUGUUUAGACGCUCGAGAAAACUUUCGCACCUUUGUCUUACGUGAGUUCGUGCUGUGAAAAUACGAAAAAGUUAAACUCGAACAGAGCUCAGGGCUAAACAGCUAAAAAGGCUAAAAAACAAAGGCGACGAGGGAUUUUCUUCUGUGACACGCUUGAAGUAUUGCUGCCAAAAUUUUCACGGACGGAAAUAAGCUCGGUCCUGCAGCCGCGGGCAGAGGAAUGUUUUGCUACCAGUGCCCGCCCGCCCUGCAUCCUUGCGGCCCCCAUCCUCCGCGCCUGCCCACCCUGGACUACCCCUUCGCCGCCACCCAUCCAUAUACCAGCUAUUCGUAUCAUCCUGCCAUACACGAUGAGACUUUUGUCCGGCGGAAGCAGCGGCGGAAUCGCACCACUUUCACACUGCAACAGCUGGAGGAGCUAGAGACGGCCUUUGCCCAGACCCACUAUCCGGAUGUGUUUACUCGCGAGGAUCUGGCCAUGAAAAUCAACCUGACCGAGGCACGGGUUCAGGUCUGGUUCCAGAACCGCAGGGCCAAGUGGCGCAAGGCGGAGCGACUCAAGGAUGAGCAGCGGAAGCGGGAAAAUGGCGAGAGCAGCAGCUCUCUAGACAAGCUCCACGACUCUCGCGAAUCUUCGCCAGACAUCACGGGUGAAAUAGACGACGACAUGGAUGAGAUGCCGCCUCGUCAGCGGUCGCACAGCCCUCUGGCUAACGGGCAAAUGGAGCAGCAGCACUCCCACUCGCAUUCGCACUCCCAUUCCCGCAGUCCCGGCGGCGGGAUGCACUUGGAUUCCAGUGACAAUGAGCGGCCAUUGUCCUCCAAUCAGCUGACUGCCACCCCGCACUCCGCUUCCCAGUCGUUGGGCUCUAUUAGUGCCGGCUCACCAUCCCCCUCUGGAAUGCACAGGGAUCAGGAGCAUACGUCCCUAACCGGAGGUGGGGGUCAGGGGCCGAGCAGCCCCUCGAACUCGCGGAACACCGACUCACCCAUUGAGGUGGGUGGGCCUAUGUCCUUGACCACGGGCUCAAGGAUGCCGGCCUCCUCGAACAAUUCGGCCUCUUCCACGCCCACGCCAACUACUCCACACGCCCCCCAGAUGCCGCAUUCUUCGGCAGCUGCGGCAGCCGCUUUUGGAAGCCACAUCUUCGGCAGCUUCGGAGGAGGCAGCAACGCCAGCGAUAGCAACUGCGGCUUCCGCCCAGUUCUGAGUGAGCAGAGCGCCGUGGCAGCAGCGGCGGCGGCAGCGGCGGCCCAGCGGAGCGCCAACCACCCACCGCUGUUCCUCCCGCCCCACCUGGCCGCCCAGUUCACCCAUCAGCCACUCUUCCCCGGCCUGAAAGGUGUUUCGCCCUUCCAGAGCCUGUGCUCCUGCUGCUCCCUGAAACCACCGCCGCCGCCCGGCUCAUCGGUGGUGGCUCCGCUGAGCAUUCCGGUCAGCAGCAGCUCGGCGGCCAGUUCGCCGGAGUCGUCCAAGUCUUCCGGCCAGGGAUCCGGCCACGAUCCGAGGUCCAAUUCGGUGGCCGAGCUUAGGAGGAAGGCGCAGGAGCAUUCGGCGGCACUUCUACAGUCGCUGCAUGCGGCAGCUGCUGCUGGCCUGGCUUUUCCGGGGCUCCACCUGCCACCCCUCUCCUUUGCCCAUCAUCCGGCCUUGGGGCAGCAUGUGGUCAAUCACAACAAUAACAACACGAUGAGGAUGAAGCACGAGGCUCAGGAUAUGACCAUGAAUGGCUUGGGUCCAGGAUCAGGCUCAGGCUCAGGAUCUGGAUCUGGAUCUGGGGGAGGAGUUUCGAUGGCGGGAGGCAGCUCGUCGGCGGCUCUUUUGGAUCUGGCCGAAUCGGCAGUGGCAUAUCAGCAGCAACAUGCAACACUAUCGCCACCGACUACGCCCACUCAGCAGGCAUCAGGGGGCGUGACAGCUGCCGACGGCUCUCCAGGCUCCGGAGCAGUUCCGGGAUCGAGUUCUUUCAAUGGCAGCGCUGUGCUAACCAAAAUGGAAUAGGCGUAGUAGGAAAGGCAGCUCAGAUUGUGCAAUGAAGAUUCGGAAAGAGGGUCUGGAUGGGGAUUUCAUUUCUCAGAUUUAUAAAUUUGUAAAAACUUAGAAGAAAGCUGAGACCCAUAACAUGACUUUAGAACUUCCCAAAAGCUAGGAAAUGAAACACCCAAACCAGCCUGUUUGUAACAAUAAACCACGAACACGUUUGAAGGUUAAAAAGUAGGCUAAGUUCUAGAGUAACUUUUAUUUAACCAAGCAAAGAUAACACAGAAAACAAGAAAAAGUAUAAAAAAAGAAACACAUCUGCACUUUAAUAAUAUUAUAGGUAUGUUAGAAAGAUAGUUAGCUGUUGUUGGUUUUGGUUUUGGUUUUGGCAGAUAAGAAGUGGAGAGAUAACCUCUGAUUGAACCCAACAUAAUCAGCAAUGGCCGAAGACAAUUUCCAUGAUUAACAAUAUCAACUAACACGCGAAUGCAUAUGAACAGUAUAUACAAAUAAAAAAUAUAUAUUCAUAGUUAUAACAACCCAUAUAUAUAUAUAUAGAGAUAGCUAACAAAUCGGACAUAUAUAGCCUAGCCUAAUCACACUGAAUCGGCCACUAACUACAGUAAGCGCCAAGCCAAUAUGAAUUAUUAUUAAACAAGUUAAUAAAGAAAACAAUAAAGCUGAUCACAUUAGGAUAA